AUGAAUAAUCCAAGAAGAAAUAAUCGCCCAGACUAUAACUCCACAUGCGCAGAAGCACUAGAACAGUGGCUCUCCACUGAGCAUCUCUGGGACAAAGCAAUCAACUCACCUAAUGAGAUCGCUCAGGACGAGAAACAUGCGAUAAUGGACUGGCCACCACUCGAAGAAAUGGAAGAAAACUCUCGAAAAUAUCUAGGAAAAUCUCUUCAGGACUUGAUUCAUCUAGCAUCUACUGAUCCUGUGUCUCUCACCUAUCCAGAAUGCCGGUUUAUACAUGAUGACUUUCACAUUCUCGGCGAGCUUGAGAGUGUGAAAUACAGCAACGAUCAGGCAGGUAGGAUCAUUGACGAGGGAGAGAGAUGGAAGAAAUGGCAAAAGGCGCGCGAAGCAGUCUCCUCAGCAGACGAAUUCAAAGCGGUUACAAAUGUGCAGGGGACAGAUCUCUACCGGGACAAGCUAAAGGAGUGGACUGAACCUAGGAUUAAGGCCGAACAGAGGUCGAGGACCCAUCCUCCUGACUGGGUGCAGAAAAUAAUUGACAGCGAUGACAAGGCCUGGGGUUACGUGAUUUAUCGUCCGUUUAUCCAGGGAGAACAGUCCGACGAGACGAAGCAGGCAUGGGAUGCUUGCUGGGAACGUUUCAAUGAGCUGCAAAGUGGCCAGCCAGUCCCGGUGUUCACCAUUGGUGCUGAAGAAAUCACUGGCACAAAGGUUUUCGACUUUGUGGACUACUCUGCUGAAAUGGCCGAAGUGAAUUGUUUAAGAGGGGAUUUUCGGGAUCGCCGUGAAAAAGGAAACCUGAAACCUGGUGUUCUUUCAAACGUGUUUCUCGUGAUGUCAAAUGAAUGCAGAGACUCGUACACCACAGGAGAAAAGUUUGGAUGGCUCUGGGCGAUCGAUCCUGAGUGGACUUUACCAAACGCUGACGAAGACGGUUACGACGGACGCGUGGCGAUAACUUGGGGGCAGCUUUUCAACAAAUUUUAUGAUUUCAUGUCUGCUCAGCGGUUUACGUUAAAAGAAAUCUGGCAAGAUUUCCAUGAAGUAAAUAGGGAUCUUUCUGAAGGGCCUUUAGCUGGUUGGCUUUUUUCUAGGCUACCUAAAAAAAAUUGGCCAGAUAUUUGA
This is a messenger RNA of Talaromyces proteolyticus, 1125 nucleotides long. RefSeq lists its product as uncharacterized. The transcript is spliced from 2 exons. Bases 1 to 1125 code for a protein of 374 amino acids. The record is from RefSeq and is a predicted model, not a curated record. Lineage: Eukaryota; Fungi; Ascomycota; Eurotiomycetes; Eurotiales; Trichocomaceae.